This is a messenger RNA of Hippopotamus amphibius kiboko, 987 nucleotides long. RefSeq names its product olfactory receptor 4A16-like. Bases 1 to 987 code for a protein of 328 amino acids. Gene Ontology annotation, cellular component: membrane. Lineage: Eukaryota; Metazoa; Chordata; Mammalia; Artiodactyla; Hippopotamidae. Gene Ontology annotation, biological process: G protein-coupled receptor signaling pathway. The transcript has 2 exons. The record is from RefSeq and is a predicted model, not a curated record. Gene Ontology annotation, molecular function: olfactory receptor activity; G protein-coupled receptor activity.
AUGGGACAUAGUAGCAAUGUAACAGAAUUUGUUCUCCUCGGCCUCACUCAGGAUCCUAAGGGGCAGGAAGCAUUAUUUGUCUUGUUUUUACUCAUCUAUCUUGUGACAAUGGUGGGCAACCUGCUCAUUAUGGUGACAGUUUUUGCCAGCCCCUCCCUGGGUUCCCCCAUGUACUUCUUCCUGGCUUAUCUGUCACUCAUGGAUGUGGUUUACUCCACUGCCAUUUCACCCAAGUUGAUUACAGACUUACUCUGUGGUAAAAAGACAAUUUCCUUCCCAGUUUGCAUGGGACAGCUCUUUUUAGAACACUUAUUUGGGGGUUCUGAGGUCUUCCUUCUGGUGGUGAUGGCUUAUGAUCGUUAUGUGGCCAUCUGCAAGCCACUGCACUACUUGACCAUCAUGAAUCAACAGGUUUGCAUCCUGCUGCUGGUGGUGGCCUGGGCUGGAGGUCUUGUGCACUCCACGGUUCAACUUCUCUUUGUGUACAGACUCCCCUUCUGUGGCCCCAAUGUUAUUGACCACUUCAUCUGUGACAUGUACCCCUUAUUGGACCUUGCCUGUACUGAUACUUACCUUGCAGGUCUCACUGUGGUUGCCAAUGGUGGAGCAAUCUGCAUGGUCAUCUUUAUCCUUCUACUAAUGUCCUAUGGGGUCAUCCUAAGUUCCCUUAAAACUCACAGCCAGGAAGCAAGGCGCAAAGUGCUGUCUACCUGCAGUUCCCACAUCAUGGUGGUGAUCCUCUUUUUCAUUCCCUGUAUUUUCAUGUAUGUGAGACCUGUUUCCAACUUUCCCAUUGAUAAAUCCAUAACUGUGGUGUAUACUGUCAUCACUCCCAUGUUAAACCCUUUAAUAUACACAUUGAGAAAUUCAGAAAUGAAAAAUGCUAUGGCAAAACUCUGGUAUAAAAAGUUAACCAUAGGUAGAAUGAGAAUAUCGCCCAUGAUGAACACAAUUGUUACUAAUCCUAAAGCAACAAACAGGCAGUAA